This is a messenger RNA of Priapulus caudatus, 1765 nucleotides long. Its product is annotated as glutaredoxin 3-like. The coding region runs from base 1 to 1008 and encodes 335 amino acids. The transcript is spliced from 11 exons. The record is from RefSeq and is a predicted model, not a curated record. Lineage: Eukaryota; Metazoa; Priapulida; Priapulimorpha; Priapulimorphida; Priapulidae.
AUGUCAAGACGCGCUGUUAGUCUUUCAACAUGGCAGUUGUUUGGUGUGAAAUCCAUCGAAGAGUUCAAUGUUUUACUGAAAAAAGAUAAAGGGUUGCUGGUCGUACAUUUUUGGGCAUCAUGGGCUCCUCAAUGCGAACAGAUGAACGAAGUCCUUGAAGAACUGGCAAAGGAUCCAAAGUUAUCAUGCAUUCAAUUUGUCAAGGCUGAAGCAGAGGCUUUGCCAGAAUUAUCAGUCCAGUACAAAGUCGCAGCUGUUCCAACAUUUAUAUUUACUAAGGGUGGUGCUGCCAUCGACAGGUUAGAUGGGGCACAUGCUCCGGAACUGACAAAGAAAGCCAAGGCUCUUGCUGGCAGUGGUGGUUACAGCGCUCCUCCUGCUCCAUCUAAAGAAGAUUUAAACACAAGGAUAAAGAAGUUGGUCAACUCGGCACCAUGCAUGGUAUUCAUGAAAGGAACACCAGAUGAAGCGAGAUGUGGUUUUAGCAAACAGACAGUGGCCCUCCUUAAUGAACUCAAUGCCAACUAUAGUUCCUUCAACAUCCUUGCAGAUGAGGAAAUUAGACAAGGGAUAAAGACAUACUCAAAUUGGCCGACUUAUCCGCAAUUGUACAUCAAUGGGGAACUUGUUGGAGGUUUGGACAUACUCAAAGAAAUGGCCACAAGUGGUGAAUUAGAUGCUAUGCUUCCAAAGAAACAAGACACCAAUGCACGACUGAAAACGUUAAUAAAUCAGGCACCGUGCAUGGUUUUCAUGAAGGGUGAUACGGAGUCACCCCGCUGUGGUUUUAGCAAGACGCUUGUUGCCAUUCUUAACGACACAGGAGUUCCUUACUCAACAUUCGAUAUUUUAAAUGACGAUGAUGUGAGACAGGGUCUGAAGACGUAUAGCAACUGGCCCACCUAUCCUCAGGUUUAUGUAAAUGGUGAACUCGUUGGUGGAAUAGAUAUUAUUAAGGAGUUGAAAGAAAGUGAUGAUCUGGAGACUACCCUGAAAGGAACUCAAUAAGUGGCCAUACCUCUUUCUAUAAAUUGUCCAAUCAAUUUAUACUAGUGUGUCUACUUUUGUAUUUCUUGGUCAAAAAGCCUUUAAAUUUUUGCUAUUAGCAUCUGUGCAAAUGAUAUGUUACGACUGCUAUCGAGUUAACAGUCCGAAGACAUUUUCAAAAUGAUAAGAUGAUUAAAAUGAUGAGUUGACAAUUGCAAUAGUAGUAUAGUAAACACCAGAACCCAAGACUCCGUUACUGACAAUAAUAUAAGGAAUGUUUUUCGUCUGAUAUGAAAGCAAACUUUUUGUGGCUGUAGUCAGUUCUAUAAUCUGAUGGUAUAAAGUAACAGUCAAAUACUGAAUUUCUUAAUAUCCAAGGUCACAUUCAUAGGUUGUGGUGUCAGAUGCUGAAUGUUGUUCAUGACUAAUUUCACAUGAGUAGUAUUAUAUAGCCACAUAUCAGUUGCCUUCCUUAAUGUAGGGUAACUUGAACAGUAACAUCUCACGAACACACAAUUCUACGUUCAGUUUUAUUGAAUUUGCAGUAUUUAAGGUGCUAGUCUAUUGGAUUUAACUGUAAAACUUCGUCACGAUCAGUAGAUAUUCUGAAGAUUGUAUGCUCGCAUACAUAUGUACAGUUAUGAUAAUUAAGUAUGUCACAGGUCUGUGACUCGCCAUUAUUGUGCAUAUAUGUCAGCAGAAUUGCCACUGCAUUGUGCCAUGACAUCCUUGAGUUGCAUAAGAUUCUGCUUGAAAAAUAAAGCGAGUUUAAAAAAUA